CAAAAUGUGCCAUGUUGUUGUUGUGCACAUUCGUUAAUGUUGUCGCCUAAGCUGUUUAACAUCUUUAAAAGAUUGCCAUGGCAUCUUCGGAAUACAAUCGUCAUAUCUCCGAUGACGAGGACGACAACGUUACAGAAAAGGACAAACUGCUUACCACAGUGACAAGCUAUGGCGCAAACGCCUGUAAGGGACAGGCUGACCAUCGGCCAGCCGACCUUGACGGAUCACUGCUGCAGCAACAGCUGGAACAUGAGGAAGAGGAGCUCCGGAGAAAAAUGAAGUAUUUCUUCAUGAGUCCCUGUGAUAAAUUUCAUGCCAAAGGCCGUAAACCAUACAAACUCGGUCUGCAGCUUCUCAAGAUUGUCAUUGUCACAAUACAGUUGGUGCUUUUUGGCCUGAGCAACCAGAUGGUCGUAACGUUCAAAGAUGAGAACACAGACGCUUUCAGACACCUCUUCCUGCAGGACUACCAGGAUGACCCUGACUCCCCACUGGCUGUGCACACGCAGAGCGAGGUCUACGACCACAUGUAUUACGCCAUAGACCAGUACCUGAGUUUGGCAGACAUCUCGAUUGGGCGCUAUGCGUAUGUGCCAGGUGUGGGUGUGAACGGCAGUGCGCUCACCUUGUGUCAAUACUACUACAAAAAGGGCCACAUCGACCCCGUCAACGACACCUUUGAUAUUGACCCACAUGUCAUGAGAGACUGCAGAGGACUAGACCCCCCCUCAGAGCCGACUCUCACUGCCACUCAGGACUACAAGAACUUCACGCUGAAAUUUCACAAGCUGAUAAACGUAACCAUUGACUUCCAGCUGAAGGCCAUCAAUCUUCAGACCAUUAUAAACAACGAGAUCCCAGACUGCUACACUUUCUUCAUCACGAUCCUACUAGACAACCAGGCCCACAGCGGCAGAGUGAAGAUCAGCCUUCAGAACCAGGCCACCAUCAAGGAGUGCAAGGAGCAGAACAUCUAUGGACAAGCGGACAGCUAUGCGCGGGUGGCGUUUGACAUCAUCGUGGCUGUGGUGUGUGUGCUCUCCCUCCUGCUGUGUGGCCGCUCCAUCCUCAGAGGGGUUGUCCUGCAGCAUGAGUUUGUGCAGUUCUUCAGGCAGAGGCUGGCGCGUAGUGUGUGCUGGGGAGACAGGAUGGAGUUCAUUAACGGCUGGUACAUCCUACUCAUCGUCAGUGAUGUCCUCACCAUCAUCGGCAGCUUCAUCAAGAUUGGCAUCGAGUCCAAGGGAAAUGCCUCGUAUGACCUGUGUGCCAUCUUGCUUGGCACCUCUACCCUGCUGGUGUGGGUGGGCGUCAUCCGAUACCUCAGCUUCUUCCAGAAGUACAAUAUCCUCAUCGUGACGCUGCGGGCUGCGUUCCCCAACGUGAUCCGCUUCUGCUGCUGUGCGGCCGCCAUCUACAUGGGAUACGUCUUCUGUGGAUGGAUAGUGUUGGGACCAUACCACGUCAAGUUUCGGUCGCUGUCCACGGUGUCGGAGUGCCUGUUCUCGCUGAUCAACGGGGACGACAUGUUCGCCACCUUCUCGGAGAUGGAGCACAGCGGCACGCUGGUGUGGGUGUUCAGCCAGGUCUACCUGUACACCUUCAUCUCCCUCUUCAUCUACAUGGUGCUGUCCCUCUUCAUCGCGCUCAUCACCGGGGCCUACGACACCAUCAUGCAGCAGACCCAGGCCCAGGAGCAGUGCCACGUCACAGAGCUGCAUGCCUUCAUAGCCCAGUGCACCGACACACCCUGCUCAGGGAAGUUCAGGGGGGCUGAGCCCACCUCAUGCUCUCUAUUCUGCUGCUUUGACCAGUGAGAGAGGUCACACUCCUCUGUGUGUGUGUGUGUGUGUGCGUGCGUG
Engraulis encrasicolus (European anchovy) is the source of this 1859-nucleotide messenger RNA. It is a transcript of the gene mcoln1b, whose product is annotated as mucolipin TRP cation channel 1b. NCBI's taxonomy places the organism in Eukaryota, Metazoa, Chordata, Actinopteri, Clupeiformes, Engraulidae. Bases 78 to 1814 code for a protein of 578 amino acids. Gene Ontology annotation, cellular component: lysosomal membrane; plasma membrane. The record is from RefSeq and is a predicted model, not a curated record. The transcript is spliced from 13 exons. Gene Ontology annotation, molecular function: NAADP-sensitive calcium-release channel activity.